UUGUACAUCAAUGCUAGCUAUCAAGUGGCUAACCACAACAAGCCUUAUUUGUGCUGGAUUUGCUUUAUAACUGCCGAUUUAAAGUACCCAAUAUUUUUUAGAAACACGUAUUCUUAAUUGGUCAAACAAGGCAGGGUUAAUAAGACAACUUGUGUUAGCAUUAGCUGGCCUUUAAGCCCCAUGUCAGUGAAUCUACCUUCAGCUGCUCAGCAUGGGGAGAUGGUUACAUCAAGCCUUUCUGCAGAACAACAGAGAGAUCUGGCCACAAGAAUCACCACGUUCCUGUCCAUGUACAGCCACCUGUCCGACUCAUAUAUCAUCGAGUUCUUCACUGAGGAUCUGUGGAGCUCGUUGCCCAGCAGCUGGAGGGUCGUGCUGCGGGACCUGAAGUACCCACAGAUCGCUGACCUGUUACUGGGCGCUUCACACGCAGACAGGAGAUAUCCCUCGGUGUGGCCUCUGUCUCUGUUGGCGUUUCGAGCCACUGCUCAGGCUCUGGCGUUUCCCAGAGAGAGCAGGGAGGGCGGCGGGGGGACCGAGGAGUUUCAGAACAACGAGAGUCAGAGCUCUCUGCUGCGACACAUCUUCAGGAAACACGUCAAACCCAAGAAACAGCACGAGAUCCGCAAGCUGGGCGCGCUGGUGAAAGAACUGUGUGACCAGACUGACUGCAGCAGUGUGGUGGAUGUGGGCUCAGGACAGGGUCACCUGACGCGUUUCCUGUCCUUCGGGCUCGGACUCACUGUGACCGCCAUCGAGGCGGAUCGCGUGCUGCUCGCCAUGGCAACCAAGUUCGACGGAGAGCUGCUGGGGGUCUUGGAAAAAGAGAGGGAGAAGCAGAAAGAGAGCGGCUCCUCUCUGCUCCCAGUAUCUCAGCCUCGACAUGUGGCCGGGUGGGUAAACCCCAAGGCAUCAUGGGAGUCCUUCAUCGAACAGCUGAGCGGUGCAGAAGGACCCCAAACUCCAUCUGGACCCCAAACUCCAUCUGGACUCCAAACUCCAUCUGGACUCCAAACUCCAUCUAGACCCCAAACUCCAUCUGGACUCCAAACUCCAUCUGGACUCCAAACUCCAUCUGGACUCCAAACUCCAUCUGGACCCCAAACUCCAUCUGGACUCCAAACUCCAUCUGGACCCCAAACUCCAUCUGGACCCCAAACUCCAUCUGGACUCCAAACUCCAUCUGGACCCCAAACUUCAUCUGGACUCCAAACUCCAUCUGGACUCCAAACUCCAUCUGGACUCCAAACUCCAUCUGGACCCCAAACUCCAUCUGGACCCCAAACUCCAUCUGGACUCCAAACUCCAUCUGGACCCCAAACUCCAUCUGGACCCCAAACUCCAUCUGGACCCCAAACUCCAUCUGGACCCUGUAAAAAGAGACCGAGAGGCUCCGAAGAAGAGACUUUAUCAACGUCACAGCACCAGCUCAGUGAAAAGGAUUCUGAAGACGAGGCCUCCAGGUGCGCGUGUGUCCAGGAGGGGGUUCGACCUCCUGGGGAAAUGCUCCGUCCAGACUUCGUCCUCACGGGGCUCCACGCCUGCGGAGACCUCAGCUCCACCCUCCUCCGGCACUUCAUCAGCUGCCCACAUGUGCGCGGCAUCACCUCGGUGGCCUGCUGCUACAUGAAGAUCUCCACCAGGGAGCACCCGUCCCCCCCGGGUCUGAUAGCGGCUCCUCACCCCGCAGGCGAAAGGCUCCAGGAGGCGAUGCUGCAACCCUCAGAGUUCGGAUACCCCAUGAGCUCCUGGGUGGGGGGGCUGCCGGGACACCAGCUGUCCUACAAGGCCCGGGAGGCGGCCUGUCACGCGCUGGAGGACUACAGGCGGAGGCUUUGGGAGGAAAGCCAGCUGCUGAGGACGCACUGUUACAGAGCCACGCUGGAGACCUUCAUCAGGGAGCAGAGGCCCGAGCUGCGCAGAGCGGGGGUCCAGACCGUGAAGAAAUCCCACCUGCUGACGUUUGCUGAGUACGCCUGUCUGGGCCUGGCGCGGGUCGGCCUGCCCCCAGACCUGCCUCUGGACGGGGGGCGGGUAGAGGCCAUGUUGGAGCAGCAGGGCCGGGUGGUGGUGUUCUUCAGCCUCGCCCUGCUGCUGGCUCCGGUGGUGGAGACGCUGGUGCUGCUGGACCGCAUCAUCUACCUGCAGGAGAACGAUGUGGACAGUCGGCUGGUUCCUCUCUUCGACCCAAACCUUUCUCCCAGAAACUUUGUGCUGGUGGCUCUGAAGGCUCGAGGACAUGGAGGAGCAAAAAGGAAAUCCUAACAAACUGUAUACGUUUCUCUUUGUUGGGAAAAGUCACGCUUACUUUCUGAUAAUGAACUCAAGAUUACAAAAAAGUCUAGUUCUCUUUUAAACCCAAACCCGAAGUCUUACUGUUUUUAUAUUUUAGCCUCUGUUUUUCCAAUUAAACUGGCCCUGUUAUGCACAUUU
Molecule: messenger RNA, 2433 nt
Organism: Gymnodraco acuticeps
Lineage: Eukaryota; Metazoa; Chordata; Actinopteri; Perciformes; Bathydraconidae
Gene: mettl25b
Product: ribosomal RNA adenine dimethylase domain containing 1
Exons: 9
Coding region: 181-2265 (694 amino acids)
Biological process (GO): rRNA modification
Molecular function (GO): rRNA (adenine-N6,N6-)-dimethyltransferase activity
Source: RefSeq, a predicted model, not a curated record